CAUGGUGCUGUCGGUGCCCAUCAUCGCGCUGGGUGCCACGCUAGGCACGGCCACCAGUAUCCUCGCCCUGUGCGGCUUCACCUGCCUGUGCCGUCGCCUGAACCCCAAGCACGGGCUCCGGGAUCCGGACCAAGGCCAGGAUGCUGAGAAGGCGACGUCCAGCGUGCUUCGGCCCGCCCAGCAGCAGCAGUUCAAUAUCAAAAAAUCCACGGAGCCUGUCCAGCCCAGAACCCUCCUGAAGUUCCCAGACAUCUAUGGACCAAAGCCAGCAGUGACUGCCCCAGAAGUUAUCAACUAUGCUGAUUAUACCUUGAAGACCACGGAAGAGGAGCCGGUCGCUUCUGGCACACAGGCUCUAAAUGACAGUCGCCUCAAAAGACAGGUCACAGAGGAACUCUUCAUCCUUCCUCAGAACGGUGUGGUGGAGGAUGUCUGUGUGAUUGAGACGUGGAACCCAGAGAAAGCCGCCAGCUGGAACCAGGCCCCAAAGCUCCACUAUUCCCUGGGCUAUGACCAGCAGAAAGCCCAGCUGUCUGUGACGCUCCUGGAAGCUGUGACAGGGGACCAUGACGUGGGCUGCGACUGCUACAUCCAAGGAAGUAUGUCGAGUAUCUCGGGCACCACUGAGGCACAGACGGCCCUGAAGAAGAGGUUGCCACACACCGCCUGGGAAGAGGCCCUGGUGUUCCCCCUGACUGAGAAAGAGAGGCCAGCGGCCACCUUGACCUUGACCCUGAGAACCUGUGACAGGUUCUCCCGGCACAGCGUGGUGGGGGAACUGCAGCUGCACCUGGAUGGGGUACCCCUGGGGACGGCCCAGUGCGGGGAGCUGAAGACCUCAGCCAAGGCCCUGGCCACUGGCUCCGGCGAAGUCCUCCUCUCCAUCAGCUACCUCCCAGCAGCCAACCGUCUCCUCGUGGUUCUGAUCAAGGCAAAGAAUCUGCAUUCCAACCAGUCCAAAGAUGUCCUGGGGAAAGAUGUCUCUGUCAAGGUGACCUUGAAGCACCAGGCCCUGAAGCUUAAGAAGAAGCAGACAAAGCGGGCCAAGCACAAGCUGAACCCAGUGUGGAAUGAGAUGAUCAUGUUUGAGGUGCCCGAUGAUCUCCUGCGGGCCUCCAGCGUGGAGCUGGAGAUGUUGGGCCAAGAUAAGGCCGGCCAGAGCCACGUGCUGGGCCGCUGCAGCCUGGGCCUGCACUCCUCCGGUACCCAGCGCAGCCACUGGGAAGAGAUGCUCAAGAAUCCCCGCCGGCAGAUUGCCAUGUGGCACCAGCUCCAGAUGUAGCCCCAAGAGGCCCCUCCUUCUUGUCCCACCUGCCUUCAUCCAUCUGUCUCCCCACCUUCUCCCCAUUCUACUCUCAGCCAGAUCAUAGGCUCAGGAGACCAUGGAAGAUGUUUGGAAAGGCCGAGGCCCCCUAGGAUCCCUGUCAUCGCAAGUCAGGUGCAUCCCUCAAUGAGCUUUUAUUAAGUACUUACUGUGUGCUAAGAAAAAAGGCCUUUGAUCUCUGACAACGGAGCAGAAAUAGGACCUUGGUGAUCACCCUACUGAGUGCACACAGUGAUUCCCUUCCUACUUGCCAAAAAGAUGGGUGAGUUCCAGCCCAUGUGCAUGAGACAGCCCACACACAGAUGGGCAGACAGGCCUUGGAAAAAAGGCAAAGGAAAGCUUGAUCUGACAAACAUUUCAUUAUUUUUGAAAUGCCUCUUCUCGAACACCAUGUUCCUGUUGAUAGAGUAAAUAAGAGUUUCCCUAUUUUUUUAAGACUUAAAAGAACUUCAGAAUGUCAAUAGGGAGUAACUUUCAAGGUCAUACAGUCCAAUCCCUGCUCCCCAACCCCCCCCCCCAGGAAAAAACUGCUUGGAUACGUCCAGUGAUGGAGAAUUGAAGUGGCAGAAAGAGGGCUGGGUUCGGAGUCAGAGGCUCUGGGUUCAGAUCUCGGCUCUACUUCUUAGUACCUGUGUGGCGUUGGGCAAGAAAGGUAAAGACCUCCCUUCUGUAAACUAGGAAAUCCCAAACACCCUCUCCAUCUCCAGAUCUGGGGUCCUAAAGAGGCAACCAGCUGUUUUUGAAAAUAAGUUUUAUUGAUUCCAUUUUGUUUUUCAAAAACAGUUCUGGAAAUAUCGCUCUCCCCUUUUCAGCUUUCAAUCCCAUGCUCUUGUGAACUAAAAAUAAUCUGGAUUCCAGUUCUGGCCCUAUCACUUUCUUUCCAUGUAUCACCCCUCUUGGCCUGAGUUUUCUCAUCUGUGAAAUGGGGACUCUGAGGCUACUAUCUACCUCACAGGGUGAGGGAAUUCCUUUUUAUAAGGAGCUGAGUGCCACAGAAAGGUCAGCUCCCUUGGUUAACUUAAUUAUGUAGUCCUUGAAUCAAGCUUUCCUUUGCAUUUUGACCAUGCACAGAUGGGUGCACCCAUUAGCCAAUGGGCAGUUGCUUGAGGCUUAAUGACUUGCACACAGAAUACUCCAUCCGAGCCUAACCAGUGUCCUUGUUCACAUUGUAAGGAGAGCAAGUGGCCUAUGGAGAAUGUUACUCCUCAGCUUGUUGGCCAAGAUGUUGGGAGGCGGCCACAGUACAGUGGGGAGAUCCUGGCUUUUCAGCCACAGGACGCAGGUUCAAAACCCGCCUCUGACUUUUACUAUCUAUGUGACUCUGGGUGAGUCCCCUCCCAGGGCCUCAGCUUCCCCACCAUAAAAACGAAUGGGUUGUCGGAUGUCCCUUCCAGCUUGAGAUCUGGGAGUCUCCUGCUCCAGCAAGAGAAUCUCCAAAGAGUUGGCCACACGAAUAGAACAAGCAUUGUAAGGUGAUCUGGUUGGGUGGACAGAACACCAUGCUCUGAGCCCAGCAACACCACAGUUCUAUUUGUUCCCUGUCUUUGAUUCACUGAGGAGCACUGGGCAACUCAAGAGGUCUUGAAUUAUCUUGGUUUGGCCAUCUCUAAAACUGGAUGAACAAUAUCUGGCCAGGGUGGAGUUUGUAGGUAGAGGAGAUGCCCAAAUGGUUCUGGGGGUCUCCUGGGGACCUGUUCUUUUCAGUGAAGAAUCCAAAGGGUUAUGAUUGGCCUGGAGUAUUGUCUUUCCCUUCUGCCUUUAGGAGGAAGCAUCCGAGAAGCUGUAGGAGUGUGCACAGACACGGUUUCUGGAUCUUAGAGGUGGAGCUCAGGGAGGCAGCAGUGCCUGGCCUUUGGGAUCCUAUUGGCCAGACACUUAUCUUUUAGCAUUCUAAUGGACUAAAAAGUAGAUCCUUUGCUCCAAUGGGGAAAAGGACAUCUAGAACCCAUAAAAUAUUUGUUCUCCAAAGGACUUUAGAGAGUAUAACAUCCAUGCUGGAAAGGAUCAUAUGACCUGGAACAUAGAGGACUAGAGCCAGACAGACCUUAUAACAUAGAACAUAGAAUGUGAGAGCAGGAGGAACCCUUAGGACAUGGGAUGUCAGAAUUGGAAGGGACUUAGAACACAGAAUGUCAGAGGUGGGAGGGGUCUUAGAAUGUAGAAUACUGGAAUGGAAGGGACUUUGGAGUUCAUUUGCUUUAUCCUUUAUUGAACAUGUAGGGAAACUGAGGCCCCAAGAAGGGGAGAUAUGAUUCUGAGCUUACAAAGGGAGUAAGCAGCUGAAUCGGGACAUGUAGUAGACAGGUCAGGAUAGAACAUCACUCCAUUUGCAGAUUACCCUUGGCAUCUCCCAUUAGAAUUUUCCUUUUGGAACUGGGAACCUUCCUUUCCAGUUGCAGAGUUUUAUUGGGGGCUCUUCAAACAUCUUCUAGAAUGGGAACUUGAUGUGCCUGGUAAGCUGGAAGGUUGGCAUUGGAGAUAGAGAGCCAAGGAGCUUGAGAUAGGGAGGAGGAGAGAUGGCCUCUGAGAAUUGACCUAGAAUGUUCUCUUGCCCCUUGUUAGCUCUCCAUAAGGUUGUGGAGUGACAGUGGCAGGACCGUGUGCCUGGAUUCCCUUUUGCUCCUGUCAUCUCGGACUUGCUUAUCAUUCUAAGAGCACAGGGUUCAUGGCCUCUCAUCUCUGCCUUACCCAUGUUCUCCCUUUGAGUGUGUGAACAGCCAUGUUAUGAUCCUGGCCUUGGCAGCAGGUUGGCUAGACCCCGUUCCUCCUGGCCUGGCUUGGUGAAUCCCACUCCCCGAGCUCGGGUCUCUUCCUCUGCUUGGAUUGAUUGUAUUUUCUAUGCAGGCAGAGUGUUCCAGAGCAGUGCCUGGGUGGCCUGAUUUCCAGAGUCCCAAGAAGGCUCAUUUGACCCUAAAAAGGCUUCCUCCUUUUGGUCUCCUUAUGCCUGACAUUGAAGUUGGGGCUUCAUUCAUUUGGCUUAAGGCUUGAUUACCUUUUUGAAACAUAAAUGCGACAGGAAGGGUUUGGACAAGAUGGCCUCUGUGAUCUUCCCCAGCUUUAUAUCCCAUGAACCCUCUGGUCUUUGAGGUCCUUUUCAGGGCUAAUUGUAUGACCCUAUGGUCAUGAGCUCCCUGGGAGAGGUGACUCACUAUUAGCUCUUUACUGUUCAACAAAGUUGAGUUUCCCAUAAAUGAACCAAGUUCAGCAGAGGGAAAAAGUCAAAUGAUUGGGAGGAUGCUGGGUCCCUAUAAGGCAGAGGGGUGAGUGAAAGGGGUGACUGGAAGAGGAGAAAAGUGACAGGAGCUAGAGGAGGAGACUGAGGACACCCCAGAGCAAUCUGCCCAAACUCUCACUUUGUCUGUAGGGGCUUGUAAGGUGUGUCCCAAGCUGGUUGCACCUUCAUCUAAAGGGAUUCCUACUCCAAUUGAGUCAUGGAAGGACCCAGCUAAAGAGGAAGAGGAAGACAGGACACUGCAGAAACCAAGAGACCCACAGAAAUGGGUAAAGGCAAGUCCACCUGUAGAUGUGGCUGAGACUGAAUUAAGCAGUAGGCUUCUGCUAAGUAAUUCUAUCCAUUACCUACCAGUCAGUCAGUCAACAAGCAUUAUUAAGCUCUUAUGGCAUUCCAUCAACUGUGCUAAAUUCUGGGGAUGCAAUGAAAGGCAAAAAUAUUCCGUGCCCUCAGAGAGCUCCCAUUGUAAUGGGGGUGAUCACAGAUCCAUAACUAAGUACAUUCAAGAGAUAUAGGGAGCAAAUACAAGGUGAUCCGAGAGCAGAAGCACUAGCAGCUUAGGGGGACCAAGACAGUCCUAGAGAAAGUGGGAUUUGAGCUGAGUCUUGAAGUCAGGUGGCUAAGAAGUGGUGGUGAGGAGGGAGAGCCUUCUGGGCAAGGGAGAUAAGUAGUUCACAAGCUCAGGGUUGGGAUAGGAAGAAUAGCAGAAGGCCCGGUGUCUAGGGGUCCCUUGGCCCAGCAGAUAUAAGGGAAUGAAGUAUACAGAGAUGAGAAAGGAAGGAAGAGGCCAAGUUAUAGAGAGCUUUAGAUGUUAAAGCGAGGACUCUCUAUUUAGUCUUGGAAGUCACAGGGAGACUGACAAAUUGUGUGUGUGUGUGUGGGGGGGUAAUGGUCAAACUUAGGCUUUAGGAAAAUUACCUUGGUGCCUGAGGGGAGAAUGGAUUUGAAUGGGGAGGGUCAAAGCCGAGAAGAAAACUAGACAGGUAUUUCAGUAGUCCAGGUAAGAGGUGGUGAAAGCUUGACCCAGUGUGGUGGCUGGGUGAGGGGAGAGAAGAAUACACAUGUACAUACACAAAUACAUAUAUACAUACACAUACACACAUACAUAUACACACUCAUUCACACAUGCAUACAUAUGUGUAUAUACAUAUGUAUAAUAGUAUACAAUAUGUAUGUAAGAGAGAAGAGAAGAGGAGAGAGAGAAAAAAGUAAAGGUAAUGGAUUGCAUAUUUGGGGGUGAGGGAGAAUGAGGAGCUGAGGAAGAUGCCCAUAUCUUGGGUGAUUAGGAAGCUGAUGGGACCCCCGGCAGGAAUAGGAAAGUUGGGAAGAGGGAAAAGGGAAAGCCAAUGAGCUCCAUUUUGAACAUGUUGAGUUUGAGGUGCCUAUAGGACAUCCAGUUUUGAGAUGCUCCAAAGGCAGUUGGUGAUUCAGGAUGAGAGCUCAGGAGGGGGCUGGGGAUCAUCUGUAUAGAGAUGAUCAUUGAGCCCAUGGAAGUUGAUGGGUUUACCAAGUGAGAUAAGAUAAGAGGACCUGGGAUAGAACCUUAGGGCAGGCACACCCAUGGUUAAUGUGUGUGUGUGUGUGUGUGUGUGUGUGUGUAUGUGACAUGGAUGAAGAACCAGUGAAUGAGACAGAGGAGGAACAGUCAAAUAUAUAGAAGGAGAACCAGGAAACUGUAGUAGAGGGGAGAGAAUAUCCAAGAGAAUGUGGUUGACGGUCUCAGAUGUAUCAUGUGUAUUAUACAUAUACACAGACACAUGUAUGUAUGUGGGUAGGUAGGUGUGCUGCAGAUGCAGCAGAGAGGUCAUGAAGGAUGCAGAUGAACAGUCCAUUAAGAUCACCAGUACCUGUAGUUUUCUUGGCACCUAGCCCAUGCACUUCCAUUCAGUAAAAGAUGCUGUGUCACAUCUGUUUUAAGCUCACAGAAUUUAGCACCCAAAGGAUGACCUUUAUGUAAUACAUGGCUAUUUUUCAGGGUCAGGCCUGCCAUCCUGUGCCCUGAUCAGACAAUGUGUGUAGUGUUCAGUUCUAGGUGCCAGAUUGUCGGAAGGAUGUUGUCAACUUGGAGAGUGUCUAGAGGAGAGGAGCUAGGAUGAUGAAAAGACUGGAAAACUUACCAUCUGAGGAUCAUCUGAAGGAACUGGGUUUGCUUAGCCUGGAGAAAAAGAUUCAGAGUGAGCAUGUCCUUCAACAGCCAAAAGAAUGAAUCUCUAAGAGCAGAGGGGCAAGUGGUAGAGUUGAUAUUGGGGGACAGUAAACUUCUGGUCAAACCCUAUUACAAGUUUUGUAUUCAGUUUUUUUUAGUGAGGCAAUGGGGGUUAAGUGACUUGCCCAGGGUCACACAGCUAGUAAGUGUCAAGUGUCUGAGUCUGGAUUUGAACUCAGGUCCUCCUGAAUCCAGGGCCGGUGCUCUAUCCACUGUGCCACCUAGCUGCCCCUGAAUUUAGUUUUGUUUUAAAGGAAAAUGCACAAUUGAGUAUAGCUGGAGAAAAGCAAUGAGGAUGGUGGAAGCCGGUUCUAGAAGGAAUGGCUGAAGGAAUCAGAGAUGGAUAGUCUAGAAGUCUUGGUGGGAGUGGGAAGAGUUUGAUAGACAUUUGUGGAUGGAAAUCACACCUGUGUGACAUUACGCAACUUAACUUCUCUGGGGCUCCCCUUCCCUAAUGUAGAAAAGGAGAGAAUCCGACUAAAUGAUCUUUAAAGUUCCUUCCAGUCCUAGACCCUAUUGAUCUAUGAAAUAAAGUCAGUGAGGAAGAAACAACAAAUUCCUCCUGUCUGGCCUAAGUCAGAUGACACUUAUCCUUAUCCUUAAAGCUAGCGCUAUGAUCAUAGAACACCAGCGCUGUAGGGGGUCUUAAAACAACGAUAAGGGCAGAAGGAACCUUAGAAUAAAGAAAUACUGAAUGUUAAAGCAGACAGAAACUUUACAGAAUACAAGAUAAUGUCAGUGCUGGAAGGAUCCUUUAGCAAUUGAAUAUCUGAGCUGGAGGGGAACUUAGAACACUGAGUGGCAGAGAUGAAAGGAAGAGACUUCACAAUGUGGAAUGUCAGAUCUGGGAGGAACCUGAGAACAAAGAACAUGGGAUGUCAAAACCAAGAUGGACUUUAGAAGACAGGAAAAAAAAGAAUUCCAGAUCUUGAAGGAUCCUAAAAAUAAAACGUUAGAAAUAGAGGAGGAGCUUAGAACAUAGAACAUGGGAUGUGAAAACUAGGAGGGACUUUAGAACUCAGAAAUUAAAAUGUCAAAUCUAGAAGGGGCCCUAAAAUAGACUAUUAGAAAUGAAUGGGGGCACAGUGGAUAAAGUAGCAGCCCUGGAUUCAGGAGAACCUGAGUUCAAAUCUGGACUCAGACACUUGACACUUACUAGCUGUGUGACCUUGGGCAAGUCACUUAACCCUCAUUUCUCCACCAUUAAAAAAACCCAAACAAACAAAAGAAAGAAAGAAAUGAAUGGGGAGUUUAAGAACAUAUAAUGUCAGUUGUAGGAAGGACCUUAGAACAUGGAAUGGCAGAGCAGAAUGGAACCUUAGACCAUCAUGUGUUAGCACUGGAAUGGACCUUAGAACACAUAGCCCAUGAAAUGCCAGAAUUUAACAUUCUAAUUACCCUGAUGUGUAUCUCUAUCUUUAGAUCAUGGGAUGUGGAUAAACACUGUGGGGCUCAUUUCAGAAUGCCUUCUGACCUCAGUUCUAUUCAGCAAACAUUUACUAAUCAGUCAACCAGAAUUUAUUAAGCACCAACUAUGUGCCAGAUGCUGGGCUAAGUUUGAAAGGCAAAAAUAAGAAAACAAAACAAAACAAAACAAAACAAAGGCAGAAAUAGUCUCUGCCCUCAAGGAAUAUACAUUCUAAUGGGGAGACACCAAAUUCAUAACUGGGCACAUAAAAGAUAGCCAGAGUAGAUGGAAGGCAAUCUCAGAUACUAUAGCCGAGGGGACUGGGAAAGGUUUCUUGCAGAAUAUGGAUUUGAGCUGAGUCUUGAAGAAAUCCAGAAAAGUUAGAGAACAGAAGGGAGGAGAGAGAACAUUCCAGGCUUGGGGGACAACCAAUGUAACGACACCUAUGUGCAAGGUGGGCCAGCUAGAUGGCACCAUCUGAAGAUCUGUGGAUCUUAAUGGCCAGGUAGUUCAAUAGGUCUGCAGUAUUCUUUGGCAGCCAAGAAAGUUGCAAUGUUAAGUCAUGUUGAGAGAGGCCUAGUAUUGAGGGGUAAGUUGAUGAUAGCUAAGAUUCUCUGCCCUAAUCAAAACACCUGGAAUAUUGUAUUCAGUUCUAGGUGAAACAUUUUAGGAACUCUAUUGAUAACCUAGAAAUAGCCCAGAGAAGGGCAAACAGCAUGGGGGAGAGUCUUGAGACUGACAAUAUGGAGAUGAGUUGAAGGAACUGAAAAUGAGAAGACUUGGAGUCAGGGUCACAAGGUAAAUAUUUAACAUCUGGCUCUCUGGAAAAGAAAAAAAAAGUCAUGCAUGACACACCUUUAAAUUUAAUCUGCGUUAUUAACAUUUUCCCCAUCACUUUCUUAAAUCUAGACAAUCCACAAAAUGAUAAAUCAAGUCUUGAUUUGUAGCAUUGUGAUUUCUGAGGUGCAAGUUCUUAUACUGAAAAUUUAACAGUGGGCUCCUGUGAGCUGGUAGGACCUGGCCCCCCUCACAUUGCUGGGUAUAGUAGUGGAUUUUAAACAUUUGAAUGACUGUCAUAUAGAACAGUAAUUAGAUUAGCUAGAGGGUGGAACCAAAGGCAACAGGUAGAAUUUGCAUUUAAAUUUAAGUCUGAUGUCAGGAAAAACUUAUUACCCAUUAUUGCUAUCCCAAAGUAGACUACAUGAUCUUGGGAAGGAGCAGCAUCCUCUUCAUUGGCCAUCUUCAAGUCAAGGCUGAAUGACCACUUGUCAGGUGCAUCAUAAUGGGGAUUACUCUUCACAGGUGUUGUUAGGGAAUAGGGACUAGCUCUAUCAUUUCAUCAACACAGAGAACACUCAGAUGAGGAAACUCUGUUCAGGUAUGAGUUGGUCCAAAUGACCUCUGAAGUCUCUUCCAUUUUUGAAAUUCUGUGACUGAAACACAGGUUUCCUGACUCCAAAUCUAACUUUCUUCUGUGCCAGAGGCAUCAAACUCAAAUAGAAAGAGAUACCUGCACACUUUUAUUAUCUAUGUUAUAUUGUAUUUUUGUUUAUUUUGUUAAAUAGGUCUCGAUUAUAUUUGGAUCUGGUUGCACCACACUCUUGAGUUUUGUGGGCAAAGCCACCUUUUCACAAUUUCAGUGGGCCCUUGUAUUAUGACAAGGGACCAGGGUUCAUAUAGGAGGAAAUUUGUGGGACACUCAACCUGGACUCUCAAAGAAGUAAUCCAUCAGCCAUGUUUCAUUGGUUGUAACUUCUCACAUCGUUUUUGUGAAAAUCCUAGGUUUCUUAUACUAGGAAUUGAGACAUUGAAGGUGGACCAGCUGUGUAGUGGCUGGAAUUUCUUACAGGAGCCAAGACAUUCAGGAAUUAUUCCUUAAAUCAUCCUCUUCUUACCUGACAAUGCCUUUGAGUAUUUUGGGCCAUGGGGUCUUUAGUAGUUCUGCCCCCUCCCUCCCAACAAAGGCCCUCUAAUCCUGGCUCUUAAAUUAUGCCCAUUUGUGUUGUCCUCAUUAUUCUAAACUUGAGAUGUUACAGAUGACUUUGAUGAUAAUGGCAAGUAUGUGGAUGUGAAGUCAAAGGACCUGAGUUUGACUCUAUUUGGAGUUCUCUAAGAAAAGAAAGAUCAUGUCUUAGCUAUUUGUCCCCAAGUCCAUUAUUAAUAAUCGAGAUCCUAUUAUAAUCGAGAUCCUAUUAUAAUUAUCUUGGUUUCAUUUACCAGCGCUGGAUGAAAAUGCCUUUUGGUACAGUGGAUAGAAUGCUGGAUUAAGAGUCAGAAAGACCUAGUUUCAGAUCCCACUUCAGAUACUUACUAGCUAUGUAUCCCUGGUCAAACCAUCAUGGGGUCAAACAACGAACAAGUAUAUGUUAAGCUCCUAUUAUUUGCCAGGCACUGUUCUAGAAAGAAAUUACUUCUACUCUCAAGAAGGGUCUCAGAAAGUAAUCUAGUCCACCCCCCGCCCACUUUAGAGGUCAAAAUACUGAAACAAUGGUGAAAUGACUUGCCCAAGGUCACAUAGGAAGUAAGUGGCCAAGCUGGUCCUGAGACUUCAUGCUUAGUUCUUUCCACUGGGUGGCUCUGCUUCCCAAUUAUGUAACUUUUCUGAACCUCAGUUUCCUCAUCUUUAAAAUGGAAAAACAGGAACACCCCUCUCAGAAUUAUUAAAAGGAUCAAAUGAGAUAAUGGAUUUCUGUACAAGCCACAGAGCACCAUGGGCUGAGAAAAAUAAUAGAAGACUAGUCUUAGAGCCAGGAAGACCUAGGUUUAAGUCCCUCUUUGACCACAUGCUGGCUGUAUGGCCCGGGACAAUUCACUUAACCUCUGUGUGUCCGAGGCAAAACCCAGAGCAAAUACAUUGCAAAGAAGGUGCCCAUCUGCAUUGGUAGAAGAUGUUACUAACUGGGGUGGGGGGGGUUCUUAAAACCAACAAAAUCACAUAUCCAGUAAAACUUUGAGCUUUUGUUUUUCUUAUUUUCAUGUUUGGAUAUAAAUGGUUCUGGGUCAAUCUAUUAUUGUCCUUUCAUGUUUCAUAUUUCGUCAACUAUUGCAUUGGUGGAUAAAGUGUCUGAUUUUGCAAUUGAAUGAAAGUGUUGGGAUUGAGGCUUAUCUGUGGAUUCAGUGAAUUAUUACCAUCAUGAUUAUUAGAAAGUAGCUUGGUGUAGUGGAAAGAAAGUUGGCUUUAGAGUCAGUAGACCUGAGUCCAAAUCUUGGAGGUGACACUUACUAGCAGAGUAGAUGUGGGCAAGUCCUCUCAAUUCCAGAUUCCUCCAAGCCCCUGUUGUGUAAAUCAGUGAUAAGUGCUCCCUACCUUGAAGGGUUGUUGUUAAAGAAAACCCCUUGUAAACCUAAACAUGUGCUAUAAAUGUGUAUUGUUAUGUUGAUGUAAUGAACAAGAUAGAACAGUCUCACCAUGGCUGUCCCACACUGGAACUCUAUCCUAAUGAAUUUUCAACCUUUGUUGGUCCCAGUUGCCCAUGUGUAAGAAGAUCCUUUGUUGUGUCAUCUGACCAUAUAUGUAAUGGACUUGUUUAUGGUGGCCCCCAAAGUCAAGUGAGCACACCAUUCUAGGAUAGACCUAUGUGUAUUUCACUAUGGAGGAAUCUCUAAAGAACUGAAUCAAGGACAUGAAUCAGAGAUGAGACAAUUAAGAGAUACUAGCUCAGGCAAAUACAGCUACCACUAGAAUCCAAAAGAAAAACAUCUGCUCCCUCCAGAACUCAACCCGAGGUCUGGGAGAAUAUCUCUCCAUGUCAUUAUUUCUUGCAUUGAAUCCAAAUGGAUCAGCCACCAUUUACUGGGAAUCUACUAUGGAAAAGAGAUGCUGCAUGCCCAUGUGCAUCUAUCCCAGAUGUGGUCCUAGAUGCAAAUCCUUCAGUAAAAUGGCCAAAGGAAAUCCCUGGAAGUAUUUUUGACAGGAAGCCGGUUGCUGCUCAACUUUAAGGAGUCCAAGGUGUGGGAAGUGAAUGAAAUGACAAAUGGAAUUGGGGGAUAGGGAGCUGAUCAAGAGAGUCCUAUCCCUGGUGAUCCUGUGUCCCAGUUUCCUGUUGUCUGUUCAGUGCUAAAUGUUUUGGUGUUUGUAUUUCAACCAUGAUCUGAAGCACAAGGAGACAGCAUGGAGUUGCUGUUGUUAUGUGUCUGGUGUGAUGGUGCCAGAGAACAGAGAAGCACCUUGUGAUAAAUAAAUAACCUUCAACUGGGA
Molecule: messenger RNA, 12368 nt
Organism: Dromiciops gliroides (monito del monte)
Lineage: Eukaryota; Metazoa; Chordata; Mammalia; Microbiotheria; Microbiotheriidae
Gene: SYT13
Product: synaptotagmin 13
Exons: 6
Coding region: 2-1282 (426 amino acids)
Biological process (GO): cellular response to calcium ion; regulation of dopamine secretion; regulation of calcium ion-dependent exocytosis
Molecular function (GO): calcium ion binding; clathrin binding; calcium-dependent phospholipid binding
Source: RefSeq, a predicted model, not a curated record